CUCUUUACUCACUCAGUCAGCGGCGAUACGGAGUGGGAACGGAGAAAAGAGUGGAGGCUGCCAUAUGCCGCUGCCGCCCGUUAACUCGCGGGAAUAGAAAGCGUUGGUUUGUAAUUUUGUUUGCAAAGAUUUCCAAGGAAGGAUUAACAAUGAACCUCGCUGGGUUUACUCUGCUGAUUCUGUUGGCAGCCUCGCAGGUCACUUUGCAAGCUAGUGGAGCUGUGGGGUCGUUGCCAGGCAGGCCGGGGUCGUUGCCAUGCACGCGGGGCUUCUCGGAGGAGGAGUACAGCGUUGCCGUGGACGAGGAGCUCGGAGACGGACAGCCACUCAUCAAUGUGAGUUUUGUGGACUGCGGCCGCGGCGGGCAGGUGCUGUUCGAGGUGGGCGACGCGGCCGAUUUCCGGGUGGGAGCCGACGGCGUGGUGUACACGCGUCGCCCCCUCCGCCUGGCGGCCAGGAAGAGGGCCCACCUCCUAGUCUACGCUCGCGACUGCCAGGCCAACAAGGAGUGGAGGAUGCGCGUCCACUUCCUCCUCAGACCAGGCGGAGACGGGACGGAACGCACACAGGUGAACUCCAGCGACGCAGCUGCACCGAGUUCGCAGGUGCGGGAGAUAGUGUUUCCAUGGCGCAGUGUGGUCGUCGGGGGCGACGGCUCUCUGAGGCGCAUGAAGAGAGACUGGGUCAUCCCCCCCAUAAACGUCCCUGAAAACUCUCGAGGACAGUUCCCUGAGGAGUUAGUCAGGAUCCGAUCGGACCGGGACAAGGAGCGCCUGCUCCGGUACAGCGUCACGGGGCCCGGCGCCGACCAGCCGCCCACCGGCAUCUUCAUCAUCAACCCCAUCUCCGGCCAGCUGUCCGUCACCAAGCCGCUCGACCGCGAGCACAUCUCCAACUUCCACCUCCGAGCGCACGCCGUGGACCUGAACGGUAACCAGGUGGAGAACCCCAUCGACAUCGUCAUCAACGUCAUCGACAUGAACGACAACCGGCCCGAGUUCACCCACUCCACCUACAACGGCUCGGUGCCCGAGGGCUCCAAGCCCGGCUCCUUCGUCAUGACCGUGACGUCGGUCGACAAGGACGACCCCAAGACGGCCAAUGGGAUGCUGCGCUACAGGAUUCUGUCCCAGAAUCCCGAGAGCCCCUCCUCCAACAUGUUCACCAUCAACAACAAGACCGGAGACAUCAUCACUGUGGCCGCGGGCCUGGACCGAGAGAAAGUUCCGCGGUACACUCUGAUCAUCCAGGCCACGGACAUGGAGGGCAACCCCACCUACGGCCUCUCCAACACGGCCACCGCUGUCAUCCGGAUCACGGACGUUAACGACAACCCUCCAGAGUUCACCACCGACACAUUCUACGGGGACGUCCAGGAGAACCGCGUGAACGUGAUCGUGGCCAACCUGACGGUGACCGACAAGGACCAGCCCCACACGGCCGCCUGGAACACGGUGUACCGCAUCACCUCCGGAGACCCUACCGGAAGGUUCUCCAUCCCCACCGACCCCACCACCAACGAGGGCCUGGUCACUGUGGUCAAGCCCAUAGACUACGAGCUGACCCGCUCUUUCGUGCUGACGGUGAUAGCGGAGAACGAGACCCCCCUGGCGCGCGGCAUCCACCUGCCCCGCCAGUCCACCGCCUCGGUGUCGGUGCGCGUGGUCGACGUCAACGAGCCCCCGGAGUUCUCCCCCAACCCCAAGGUCAUCAAGCUGGACGAGGGCCUGCCCUCUGGGUCCCUGCUCUCCACCUUCACCGCCCAGGACCCCGACCGCUACAUGAGACAGAACGUGCGGUACUCCAAGCUGCACGACCCUGCCAAUUGGCUGGAAAUCGACCCUGUGAACGGGCGCAUCUCCACCAUCGCCGUGCUGGACAGAGAGUCGCAGUACGUGAAGCACAAUCUCUACAACGUCACUUUCAUGGCUACAGACAACGGCGUGCCCUCUGCCAGCGGCACGGGGACCCUGCAGAUGUACCUGCUGGACAUCAACGACAACGCCCCGCGAGUGUUCCCCCCGGAGGUGGAGAUGUGCGAGAAACCCGAGCCCAACGCCAUCAACAUCACGGCCAGCGACCCGGACCUGACCCCCAACGCCGGGCCCUUUGCCUUCGAGCUGGCCAGCCGGCCCUUGGACACCCGCAAGAACUGGACCCUCACACGCGUCAACGGGGAGUACGCCCAGGUGCGCCUGCGAAUCGGCUUCCUGGAGAGCGGCAUCUACGAGGUGCCCAUCAUCAUCACCGACUCGGGCAACCUGCCCAUGUCCAACACCUCCUAUCUGAGGGUCAAGGUGUGCCCGUGCGAUCACCACGGCGACUGCGUGGACAUGGAGCGCAUCAUCGCCGCGGGGCUCGGCACCGGAGCCAUCAUUGCCAUCCUCCUCUGCAUCAUCAUCCUCCUAGUGAUGGUGCUGUUCUUCGUGAUGUGGAUGAAGAGGAGGGACAAGGAGAGGCAGGCCAAGCAGCUUCUGAUCGACCCCGAGGACGACGUCCGAGACAACAUCCUGAAAUACGACGAGGAGGGAGGUGGAGAGGAGGACCAGGACUACGACCUGAGUCAGCUCCAGCAGCCUGACUCCCUGGAGCCCGAGUGUGUGAAGGUGGGCAUCAGGCGUAUGGAUGAGAGACCCCUGCACCACGAGCACCAGUACCCCAUCCGCUCGGCCGCCCCCCACCCCGGAGACAUCGGCGACUUCAUCCACGAGGGGCUGAAGGCGGCUGAUAACGACCCCACGGCGCCCCCCUACGACUCCCUGCUGGUGUUCGACUACGAGGGCAGCGGCUCCACGGCCGGCUCCCUCAGCUCCCUGCACUCCUCCUCCACUGGGGGCGAUCAGGAUUACGACUACCUCAGCGACUGGGGCCCCCGCUUCCGCAAGCUGGCCGACCUCUACGGGGGAGGGGAAGACUAGACCCACCCCCUCAUCUUACCCCCCCCCACCCUAGCCCCCCCCCACCUCCGCACACACAAGCGCAGACGGCACGGGGCGAGGGGGGGGGGAGGGCGAGGGGCGGUGGGGACGGCCAGGGAUGUACAGGGGGACGUGGGAGGCGACGCGAGGGGAACGAGUGGCACUUUUCGAAAGCGUGGGAUAGCUUGCAGAGAGACGUACUCUGGAGGACUGGAUCCGAGGGACUACGAGCACUUGGAGAGCCUGAGCGCGGUGA
Osmerus eperlanus (European smelt) is the source of this 3174-nucleotide messenger RNA. Its product is annotated as cadherin-2-like. Lineage: Eukaryota; Metazoa; Chordata; Actinopteri; Osmeriformes; Osmeridae. Gene Ontology annotation, cellular component: adherens junction; presynaptic active zone membrane; cytoplasm. The transcript has 15 exons. The record is from RefSeq and is a predicted model, not a curated record. The coding region runs from base 150 to 2918 and encodes 922 amino acids. Gene Ontology annotation, molecular function: cadherin binding; calcium ion binding. Gene Ontology annotation, biological process: cell morphogenesis; blood vessel morphogenesis; brain development.